Molecule: messenger RNA, 526 nt
Organism: Caenorhabditis sp. 36 PRJEB53466
Lineage: Eukaryota; Metazoa; Nematoda; Chromadorea; Rhabditida; Rhabditidae
Source: the annotation of a GenBank genome assembly
AUGAUUUUAGGCGCAAGCAUCAAUGUCCGGACGUUCGCCGUAUGUUUUUGCGCAAACGUUGAACGGAGAGUCGUGUUUUUAUUGCAGUUUUCCAUGGCACAGACGUCAAAUGUGCUCCUCCGAGGAUGUGAGAGACCUGUAACUUCAUAUCAGUAGGCUCGGUUACGGAUGUGUCCGCAAUCGAUGAUAUGAAGAUUUCCAUAUGAUUAGGCUUGAUCAUGGACGUUUGGGUCUGAAUAUUGCAAUUGGUUCAAAAGUCCACGCCAACGAAAAGUCCGGGCCGGCCAAUUGUCCAGUCCUGAAGUGCCGUCAAAACCCGUUCGACGUCGUCAGAGUUCCUGAACUUGACGUUUGUGGAGUGGUGAGUAAUACGUCAAUUUGAAGCCAUCACUUACAAAAACUUUUUCAGAACGAUCGGAACGUGUCGGAACGAGCACCCUACUACCUAUUAUUGUUUUACUUUUUUUUGGGAAAACGAAAAAAAAUUGAAUUAAUGAAUGAAUGUUUUGUGUUGAAUAAAAGUUAG